This is a messenger RNA of Botrytis cinerea B05.10, 2876 nucleotides long. RefSeq lists its product as hypothetical. NCBI's taxonomy places the organism in Eukaryota, Fungi, Ascomycota, Leotiomycetes, Helotiales, Sclerotiniaceae. The record is from RefSeq and is a predicted model, not a curated record. Bases 272 to 2353 code for a protein of 693 amino acids. The transcript is spliced from 2 exons.
GCUUGCCAAGAUACCUAGCAGAACUCGAUAGUCACGUUCGCCAGGCAAAAGUGAAUCCGACGACAACUCAAACGCCCUACCGUAAGAAAAAGAAAGUCAAUACAGCCAACCAACAAACUACAGCCAUACGAUAGAAAAUCAUAAUUAUAAUAGCUUGAUAAUCGAAUGGCAUAAAUUCGCACAUCUGAUUCUCUUCUCGUAAAUUUGAAUCUUCCGUAUUCUACAUCCAGAAUCCAAAUUAUCAUACAAAUCAAUAACAACCAACGAAACAAUGUCUAUGGAAUUCGGAAAUGUUCAGUCGGCGGCCAUUGAGGGCGCGACUUUUACAUUCAACCUCGACGAUGCAUCAUCUCAGAAGCAAAAGAAUGGAACACCUUUGAAGCCUUGUCUCAGGACCGAUUGCGUCGCACAUCGAACAAAGCAAACACAGCUUGAAUGGGAGCUCAAAGAAGCGCGCAUGCUGGUCCAACAAAAGGAAGAGCAGGUGUCGACAACAGUCGCCCAACUCGAAUCCUACGACCAAAGACUUCAAGCGGCACAUAUCGAUCUUGCAGCUUUCGAACCUAUCGUUGCGAAAUUGGAAGCAGGCUAUAUCGAAGAAAAGAGGAAGAACGAAACUUUCACAGCUCUCCAAGAAAGGUUUAUUCAAGAGCAGCGGAAUCUCGAAGCAAGAUAUACCGCAGAGAAGAAAAAGAGAACCGUCGAGUACGAUAAUCUAAGAGAGAAACAUUUUGACCUACAAGACAAAAUGGCCGAUUCAAAAAGAAAUGAUGCUGCUACUAUACUGGAGCUUGAAAAGCAGAUUGAAAAAUUGGAGAAUUUAGUUUCCGAGAAGGAAAAAUAUAUCAUAUAUGUCGAAAAUCAAAUGAAUGGCAGGGAAGCGGAGUGCCUUAAUAGAGACCAGCGAUGUGAAGCUAUCGAGCAAGAAAACCGGGAUCUGAAGCACGAGAUACAAGAAGCCGAAAAUUACAUGACUGAGAUGCAGACUAGACACGACGACGCUCAGGCGGAUUAUGAGAAAUUGAGUUUUGAGUUUGCUGCCUAUAAGGACGAAAUGGCGGUACAUAUAAGCAAAAACGAACGGCUUAUACAACGUGUGGCCGUUGAAAAGCAAAAACUCGAAGAUUUCAGAAACGAUGCUAGAGCAAUUCAAAAAGAAAGCAAGAGGGUGCAAGAGGAGUUGGUGCAAAAGGAGCAGGAAACGCAGGAGCUUCUUGAGAAGAUUGAGAAGGUCAACAAAGAGCUUGUGGCCGAAGGAGGAGCUGGAGUAUCACCAGAAGCGCAAAAGCUGAUGUCAGAAUAUGUUCAGAUGUGCCGCAAUGUCAUACAACAGAUUGUAGACGCUCGAAAGGCCCAAGAACCAGGUUUCAACCCAGCCCCCGGAACUUACGAACCCAAUGACGGUGACAGUGGUAAAAAUUCAACCGCAGGCAGCAGCGCAGCUAGCGAGAGUAGCAGCAGCAGCUCCUCUGAAGACGAAGUCGAAGAUGAGGCAGGGGAGGGAGGAGAAGGAGAAGGAGAAGGAGAAGGAGGGGUAGAAGGAGAAGGUAUUCCCGAUCUCCAAGUCAUCAACAAAAAAACCAGACGUCGCGGACAUGGCCCUGAUGCUGGUCCUAAGGUUGAAAUCCGGAUUCAAGAAGUAGAAGUGAUUCGAGAAGUUUACAUUCCCGGCCCAGAAAUUAUGGUUCCUGGUCCUAUUCAAUACGUUGAUCGCGAAGUACCUGUGCCAGGACCUAUCACACAAGUCGACGUACCAGGUGCAGAUAUCCCUGGACCAAUUCGUUAUACGCCAUUCCGAGUAUUCGCUCACAAUCCCGUCAUUUGCUGGCUCUUGGUCGAAUUCAAUUUCCUCAUCCUUUUCUUCCAUUGGUGUAAGCAUUUGUUGGCUCUUCUUAGUUGGGUCCCUGCAAAGAUCACUGGACGCGACCCCUGGGAUAUAUCACCUCCUGAUGACGACCCCAAUUCCGAAGAGUCUGAAGCAAGCGACGGUUCUGGCGCAGGUGAUGUUGAUAAACCACCCAGAGUUGGACCUAAACUUCUCUCUGUUUUAUUCAAUCCAAAGCGUGGAAGAUUGCCAAAUGCCUGGGAUACUUUUUGGGGUUUGGUAUUCCAUGCGGUGUUCUACAGUGCACUUUGGUUGUUCCUCGCGGUUGCUUAUGAGCGCAAAAUUUGGGUUGCAGAAAACGAUUCUACUCGUAGAUGGCUUUACCAAAUAAUUGUGCAGCGCGGCGGUAGUGGUUUCCUCGGUAUGAAUCAAAUCUUACCUCAACGUGUUGUUCGUCUAUUAGACAUAUGGAGGUUUGAACUUGUGGAGCUUAUGGGCUAUCCUGUCGCAUAUCAGUUCCCUGGUUGAUGUGUACGCAUGUGAUAUGUGGGUUCAUACUUCUUGGGGAAGAUAUAUUGAAGAAUUGGAGCAUGAUUAUCAUGCAUGGCUUCUAUGUUUGACGAGCAGGACUCUUCUUUUCGAUAAACCUCUUGCCUCGCUUCUCUUGAAAUACUGCUUCUUGCCGAGUUUCUUCCAUAGCACACGCGAUACAUAGCUCUGUGUAAUUGGUGCUAUUCCUCCUUCGUGGCGUUUCGGAUGGGUGGAUGGAAUAUCCUAAACUUACUACUUUACGAAAAGAACAACAUGUUCACAAUUUCUCCUCGUGGCUCUGGUUCCACACAUUGAUGUAUUUUUCUGCUUGUUUCAUUUGGACACACACCUACUCGGACAAGUAGCGUAAAUUGGGGGAUUAAAUACGAAGCCUCGAGAUGGUACAAAAGGCCGCUAUACUUCUAGAUAAUAUACGGUUUUAUGUCUGCUCGUCGGUUUCUGAGGUGGCUCGAUAGUAGCAUUGGAUUAGCACCAAUGUGUUGAAUAAAACAAAUUUUCA